AUGGCUAGUCAGUCUUUAUCCAGUCAGUCGUCGUCUGAAGAGCGGCGUUUAUUACAUUAUACACUUAAAAUUAUGGAUCGUGAUGCAGCAAAAAAAUUCUUUUGUGACGUUCUUGGAAUGCAUAUGCUUAGACAUGAGGAGAUGGAUUCUGGGUGCAAAGCCAAAUGCAAUGGAGAUUUUGAAUCACCGUGGUCGAAAACGAUGGUCGGUUAUGGAAAUGAAGAUUUAAAUUUUGCUUUCGAAUUGAAUUACAAUUAUGAAGUGAAAGGGUAUGAAAUGGGCAAUGAUUUUCAUUCAUUAACAAUAAAAAGUAAACAAGCUGUGGCAAAUGCCAAAUCAAUCCUUAAUGCCAAUUCAAUACAAAAAUAUGGAAACAAUAAUGAAGGAUAUAUUGUUAACUCACCAGAUGGUCAUAAAGUUAUAUUGUUAAAUGAAGAUGUCGAUCGUGAUGAUGAUCCUGUUGUUCGUUUAUCUCUGAAUGUUUCUAAUCUCGAUCGUUCAAUUAAUUAUUAUACAAAUUUUUUGAAAAUGAAAACAGUAGAUAAAACAAAUGAUCGUGUGCUUUUGUAUUAUGGUUAUGAGAAAUUAGCAAAUACACCAACAAAUGAAAAAACAGCAGCCGGUUUCAAAUUGACAAAUCAAUGCAAAUUAGAAUUAGUUGAUAUUCAUAAACCAAUUCAUCGUGGAACAGGCUAUGGACGAAUUGCAUUUAGUUGUCCAACAGAUGACAUUCCAAAAAUUGAAGAAAUGAUGAAAGAUAAUAAACAAGGUUCUAUAAUCAUACCUGAAAUGAAAUUAGGUGGAUUAUUAGAUACAAAAGUGACGGUUGUCAUAUUGGGUGAUCCUGACGAGCACGAAAUAUGUUUUGUUGGAGAAGAAAAUUAUAUUAAAGCAUGUAAAACAGAUGAUGGAGCAUCGAAAAAAUUUGCUAAAGCAUUAGCAGAUACGAGCGAAUAUCCUAUUGAUGAAAGGCAUUAUGAUAUUGGCGAAGAUGAGAAAACAAAAAAACAGGAAAAUGACAAAUAA
Didymodactylos carnosus is the source of this 1026-nucleotide messenger RNA. NCBI's taxonomy places the organism in Eukaryota, Metazoa, Rotifera, Eurotatoria, Philodinida, Philodinidae. The record is from the annotation of a GenBank genome assembly.